Messenger RNA from Clarias gariepinus (North African catfish), 4004 nucleotides. RefSeq names its product coenzyme Q8A, genome duplicate b (gene coq8ab). Gene Ontology annotation, molecular function: kinase activity. Lineage: Eukaryota; Metazoa; Chordata; Actinopteri; Siluriformes; Clariidae. Gene Ontology annotation, biological process: ubiquinone biosynthetic process. The transcript is spliced from 14 exons. Gene Ontology annotation, cellular component: extrinsic component of mitochondrial inner membrane. Bases 1081 to 2895 code for a protein of 604 amino acids. The record is from RefSeq and is a predicted model, not a curated record.
AUUACAUAAUGUGGUAAUGUCCCAAUGGACAUUAACUUGAUCAUCGUCUAUACCGACUAUCCUGUAAACAGGAUCAUGGGAGGAACCAGGACCCUACACAAGGAGACUUACUGUAGGGCACGAGGCAGGGUACACCCUGGAUGGGGUGCCAAUCCGUUGCAGGGCACACACACACGGUCAUUCACACACUGCGCAAAUUGGGAACACCAAUUACCGAAAACCAAACAAGCAUGCAGAGAACAUGCAAACACACAAAAGAGACGUGGGAAUUGAACCCGGAUGUGCAAGGUGACAGUGCUAACUAUUAAGCCGCAUUACUUUGAAGAGUUAUUUGCAGCCAUGCCCUAUACAUACCUGAUAACAGGAGUAUUCCGGAACACCAGGAGAAUAUAUUCAUGGCUGGUCAUUCCACAUACCAUCAAGUCAGUCAGGAUGGAAUUUGGACACUACAUCCAUUAGUCAUUCAUGGUUUUUCUUGUGUCUCCUCAUGCUUAAUCUCCUCUAUGUUCAACACCAGGUGAAGUGCUGAAAGUAAAAAGUAAGGCUGCGGUUCGGUUUUUACCACUAGGGGGCAGUCACAUUGCUUCUCUUGUAUGAAAGGUACUGAGAAUAUUGUGUGGAAGGUCAACUCGCCUCCACGCCUGCUGAUAGUCGUACUGUAUGUCCGCUGGAACAGAGGACUAAUGACUUGUUGAAUGGCAGUGUUCAGCGCUGCUUUGCUUAGUUACACUUGCGUGUCAAUCAACAAUUCUAACUAUGGCACUGAGGCUGCUGAGGGCUAGUCACACACACACACGCUGGUGACUCCUGUAUGCAGCACAAGUUUUUAAUUUGUGGAACAGAAGUUUUACGGGUUUUGUGGUAAGUUAUGAAGCGCCUGGUUGUUGUUCAGCGUUAUAAACGCUACUGUAGUUAGCUAAUUAUCUCAAUAUUGCCUCUGUCUGACAGGAGCCGGUUUAAGUCUCGUGCGUCAGUCUUAAAACGCAGCUGUUAAUUAGAUUUUGUACUUCGUGUUGUUGUUGUUUUUGUUUUUUUGUGGUGUUUAGAAUUGAGGAAACUGCAGGUUGGAAAGGGGAAGUCAUGGCAGCAGACAUGUUACUAAUGAGAAGACUGACCAGACUGAGGCGAGUGGUAUAUCAGAGUCACAUUGUCAGUGUUCAGAGGAGAGAACUCGCUAUUGUCGCCCAAAACCAUCAGGAGUACAGAUGCACCGAGAGAACUGUUUCAGAUAGAGGUGUUUUAAAACUACUCUACAGUUUUCCUCACAUUGGCACAGGACUGAAUAGUGCUGAGUAUGUCAGAACUUUUUAUGCUUUGAAUGCACUGAAGCACGAUGGAGGGUGCCAUAGAGCGGUCAACAAUUAUAGCCACAAAUGUGUGGGGAAAACCAGAUGCAAGUUAUUUCAAGGGCCUUCACAAGCACAACUGCCUGGCUACAGACAGACCUGUUCAUUCCAUCAAGAUCACUGGCGGUGGAGUGAAGACAAAAAAGAUGGACCUGAUGCUUCCAAGAAGCACAAGCAAACGCUCAGCGAGAGUUCUCGUGAGCGAAAAGUACCAGUUACAAGGCUGGGACGUUUGGCAAAUUUUGGCGGCUUGGCGGUUGGACUGGGAUUGGGAGCUAUAGCAGAAGUGGCAAAGAAGACCCUUAGAUCAGAUGAGGAUAAAGGAAAUAAAAAAGCUGUCCUUGAUUCAAACCCAUUUGUCUCUGAGGCUAAUGCGGAACGAAUUGUUCGGACUCUAUGUAAAGUCAGAGGAGCUGCUCUUAAACUUGGGCAAAUGCUUAGCAUACAAGACGAUGCUUUCAUCAAUCCUCAGCUGGCGAAGAUCUUUGACCGUGUUCGACAGAGUGCCGACUUCAUGCCCACCAAACAAAUGAUGAAAGUAGUGACCAAUGACAUGGGCCCAGACUGGCGUGAUAAAUUGGAGUUCUUUGAAGAGAAGCCUUUCGCUGCUGCUUCAAUUGGUCAGGUACACCUGGCUAGGAUGAAGGAUGGCAGAGAGGUGGCUAUGAAGAUCCAGUACCCUGGAGUGGCCAAAAGCAUCAGCAGUGAUGUCAACAACCUAAUGGCUGUCCUCAGUAUGAGUAAUGCAUUACCUGAAGGUCUGUUUCCAGAGCACUUAAUAGAAGUCAUGAGCAGGGAACUUGCUCUAGAAUGUGAUUACGUGAGGGAAGCCAAAUGUGCCCAAAAAUUCCAAGGGUUAUUGAGGGGUCACCCUUUCUUCUAUGUACCAAAUGUAGUGGAUGAACUAAGCAGUCAGCAUGUCCUCACUACAGAACUAGUUUCAGGUUUCCCUUUGGAUAAAGCUGAUGACCUGCCACAGGAACUCAAGAAUGAGAUCUGUGAGCAGAUUUUAAUUCUUUGUUUGAGAGAGCUCUUUGAGUUCAGAUACAUGCAGACUGAUCCAAAUUGGUCUAAUUUCUUCUUUGAUCCUCAAAAGCACAAGGUUGCACUGUUGGAUUUUGGAGCCACAAGGGGUUUUGAUGCAAGUUUUACAGACGCAUAUAUUGAGCUCAUCAAGGCUGCUGCAGACAGAAACAGAGAAGGGGUUUUACAACGAUCAAUUGAUAUGAAAUUCCUGACAGGAUAUGAGUCAAAGGCCAUGAUGAAUGCCCAUGUGGAUGCAGUGAUGAUCCUCGGGGAGGCGUUUGCAUCAGAUGAGCCUUUUGACUUUGGCAGUCAGAGUACAACUGAGCGAAUCCACACCCUCAUCCCUGUCAUGUUAAAGCAGCGACUCACCCCUCCUCCAGAAGAGACCUACUCUCUGCACCGCAAAAUGGGAGGAUCGUUUCUUAUCUGUUCCCGCCUCAAAGCCAAACUGAGCUGUAAGAACAUGUUUCAGAAGGCCUAUGCCAAAUAUUGGCAAGAUCGACAACUACAAACUGCCCAGUAAGCAGUUUUAUAUGGAACUCAUAAGGAAGUGUGGAAGAUCAGGCUACAACUAGGGUCCUAAAAAGCAAGCAACUUUGUUGUAUUCCUAAAUGUCCACUUAUGCCUUUUUACUUACAUUUGUAGGGCAGAAGAGAUUUAAAGGAUGUUGUCUAAAAAUUAUUUUGAACAUUUAUACCUUUUUAUGUAAAGAUAUGAUGUGAGUAUUGUAGGCUAUUAAUGAAAUGUAUUGAAAGAGACUCUUUAGAAAAGAUAUGGUGAUUUGUGCAUCUUCAGUAAAUUACUGUCUUAAUGUCUCCUAACUGGCAUGAAGUAAACGGAUGGAUUUGCAGAAACUAUUAACUAAAGAUUUUGUUCCAUGAUAUGAUAUAUAAGAUCAAUACUAAUAUGCCAAUAUUGCAUUUGAUAGUUAUCAUCACAUAUGAAAGGCACUCUUGCAUAUGCAGUAUUUGGCCACUCCUUACAGCAUUCAUACCACAGCACCUACAACAGGGACAUGGGAGGGUCAACAAUUCUUAUACACAUGUUGAAAAGUGUGUCAUUAUUGAUACGGAUAGAUGUUUAUCAUCGUAUAGGAGUCCCCAGCUUGGAACAGGUGUAAGUUGUCCUUUAAGAAAAAAUCUCCAGAAUAGAGCAGUUAUUGAUAUUUUGCAAGAUGCAAGAUUUUUAUCUUAAUUUCAAGAGCCAAAAUAAAAGAAAAAAAAGGUUGGUGUGAGAAGAACUGUAACUACAGUAUAAAGAUGUCAUAUGUAUCAUCCAUCAUUCUUUAUUUAAUACAAAUGGUUGCCAUUGGAUAACUGCUAUGGAAUAAGAGGAAUAAAACAACACCAAAGAUAAUCAGCUUUGGAAUGAUAAUCUUAUUUUGAGUCUUUAUUUGUUCUGGAAGAAAAAUUUUGUUUUUUAGACACACAUUAUAGCAACAAAGAAAAGAAAGUGAUCAUAAGUGACAAUAAGACAGCAGGCUAACAACACAUCAGCUAAAAACACCCCUGAAUGGCAGCUUCCAUGUGCUAAUACUGUAGAUGCCAUGUUGUGGAGAGAAGUUUCCCCUAAUAUACAUGAUAGUUAUCGGCAUUCACAAAAAAAUAAUAAUAAAAACUCUGUACAAACUAA